AUGGUAAGUGAAUGCAAUAUUUGCUUUGAAAUUGGAAAAGAACCAAUUGUGACACAUUGUGGCCACCUCUUUUGUUGGCCAUGCCUUUACAAAUGGCUCAACUUUCACUCCAACUCUAGACAAUGCCCUGUUUGCAAGGUCCCCGUCGACGAGGCCAGGUGGGUCCCACUAUACGGUGGCCUCGGAGGCGACAACUCAACCGUCGAUCCAACCAUUCCUAGUCGAGCUUCGGUAAUACAAAGGCACCAAACCUUUCCUCAACCGCCAUCUCAUCCCUCGCCACUUGAAUACAUUAGGAGAAACGAGUACUAUGAUGAAUGUGAGUUCGAUGAAUUCAAUGUGGAUCAACAUGCAUUUGUGGGAUUCCAACCGCAAAUUGAAAUGUAUGAUAACUUUCCAUUUUUUCCUAGUCAGUUCCCAUUGAAUGUCGAUCCUCGAAUAGGGCAACGACAACCAUGUGAUCAAGCUUUGCAGAUACUUGUUAUAUGUAUAGGGGUGUUAUUCAUCCUUCAUUUUAUAUGGAAAUAG
Messenger RNA from Impatiens glandulifera, 528 nucleotides. Its product is annotated as E3 ubiquitin-protein ligase RMA1H1-like. Gene Ontology annotation, biological process: ubiquitin-dependent protein catabolic process. Bases 1 to 528 code for a protein of 175 amino acids. The transcript has a single exon. The record is from RefSeq and is a predicted model, not a curated record. Gene Ontology annotation, molecular function: metal ion binding; ubiquitin protein ligase activity; ubiquitin-like protein conjugating enzyme binding. NCBI's taxonomy places the organism in Eukaryota, Viridiplantae, Streptophyta, Magnoliopsida, Ericales, Balsaminaceae. Gene Ontology annotation, cellular component: endoplasmic reticulum.